Molecule: messenger RNA, 1095 nt
Organism: Syzygium oleosum
Lineage: Eukaryota; Viridiplantae; Streptophyta; Magnoliopsida; Myrtales; Myrtaceae
Product: ABC transporter G family member STR2-like
Exons: 2
Coding region: 1-1095 (364 amino acids)
Molecular function (GO): ATP hydrolysis activity; ATP binding
Source: RefSeq, a predicted model, not a curated record
AUGGCUCGUAGGAAUGGCAAUCGUCAUGGUGCGGUGAUCGAGAUUCCGAGGCCGAUGAACUUCACGGGCGGGCUCGAGUUCUCUUCCCUUACGUACGGUGUGACCAAGAAUGAGCAGAUCGAUGGGCACAGGAUUAAGCAGGACGUGGACCUGCUCCACGGGAUCACGGGCUACGCCCCGAAAGGGUGCAUCACGGCGGUGAUGGGCCCGAGCGGGGCGGGGAAGUCCACCUUCUUGGACGGCCUGGCGGGGAGGAUCGCGAAGGGGAGCCUCAAGGGCCGGGUCUCCUUCGACGGCAUGGAGAUGAGUCCUAGCUUGAUCAAGAGGACCUCCACUUACAUAACGCAAGACGAUAGGCUGUCCCCGACGCUCACUGUCUACGAGACGCUCAUGUUCGCCGCCGACUUCCGGCUGGGGCAGAUCUCGAGGGCGGAUAAGAUCCAGAGGGUGGAGAAGUUGAUCGAGCAGCUCGGACUCUCGUCAUGCCGAAACACCUACAUUGGCAACGAGGGGACACGAGGGGUGUCCGGAGGAGAGCGCCGGAGGGUAUCGAUUGGCGUCGGCAUCAUCCGUCGGCCAUCCCUACUCUUUCUCGACGACCCAACCUCGGGCCUUGAUUCGACCAGCGCCCACAGCGUGAUGGAGAAGGUUCAUGGCAUAGCUCGGUCCGGCAGCACUGUGAUCCUCACCAUCCACCAGCCCUCACCGAGAAUCCAGCGCCUCCUCGACCAUCUCCUCAUACUGGCCCGCGGCCAGCUCAUGUUCCAAGGAUCGCCGAAAGACGUGAUCCUCCACCUCCGCCACAUGGGGCGGGAAGUCCCGAAGGGCCAGAACUCGAUAGAGUACCUCAUCGACAUCAUCCGAGAGUACGAUCAUUUAGAGUUCGGGGUCGAAUUUCUUGCUGACUUCGCUCAGGCGGGCCUAAAGCCCCUGCCACCGUCUAAUGAAGAGACGUCAAUCUCAACAGCCGCACCCAUCCCGCCUUCUCGUCACUGUGAUCACAGGCAUCAAGGGCACAAUCGGAGCCACGACCACAGAAACGGCCGGCGAUUGCACUUGCAACUUGCAAGCGAGCGCGCACUCGGCAAACGAUGA